AUGUCGUGGUUCUUCGGCUCUUCCAAAGGUGCUGCCGAACAGACUCCCGCUCCCGCAGCCGCCCAGUCAACAUCCACCGAGAAACCCAAGCCCUGCUGCGUCUGCAAGACCGAAAAGGCAGCCCGGGAUGACUGCAUGUUGUUCUCGAAAAGCGAUGACCCGGCUCAAGAGUGCAAGCCCCUGAUUGAGCAGUACAAGGCCUGCAUGGCUGGAUACGGGUUCAAGGUUUAG
Aspergillus thermomutatus is the source of this 231-nucleotide messenger RNA. RefSeq names its product copper metallochaperone COX17. Gene Ontology annotation, cellular component: mitochondrial intermembrane space. The record is from RefSeq and is a predicted model, not a curated record. The transcript has 3 exons. Bases 1 to 231 code for a protein of 76 amino acids. Gene Ontology annotation, biological process: mitochondrial respiratory chain complex IV assembly. Gene Ontology annotation, molecular function: copper ion binding; copper chaperone activity. NCBI's taxonomy places the organism in Eukaryota, Fungi, Ascomycota, Eurotiomycetes, Eurotiales, Aspergillaceae.